AGAGAGGGUGAGUGAGUGAGUGAGAGAGUGAGAGAGAGAGAGAGAGAAGAACGGUUUAACUUUCUGCAUUCGCAAAAAUUCAAACACUGGCACUGCACAACUCAGGGCAAGCAACAAGGCAUUUACGCUAAAUCUUUACUACUGUACUAUAUGCAUAUGCAAUCGAUCAAACGAUAGUUUUUUCUGUUUACUUUACUUUUUUAAUGCAUCUUGGGAGAAGAUUUUUUAUUUGAUUUUUAAAUUCCCGAGGAAGAAUUUCAGAAUUGAUAUAGAUUUCAUAUAUAAACUUUCCUAAACUUUUUAAAUGACAAGUAGUUUAAUUUAAUAAAUUCAGAUAUUAUACACCAAAAUCAAUCUUACUUAAUAUAUGCUUAACUAAAAGAGGGUACACAUUAGAUUUCUCAGAUAUAUGAAAUACUUGCAUGUUUAUUUAAACCGAAUUCCUAAAUAAACUACAGAAGAUGCACUCACUAGUGAUUUACCAUCAAAGACAGUUCUUAUUGUAUUUUAAGUCUACGUAAAAAGAAUUUCGGAUUUAAAUUAGAUCUCUUUUACAAAUACACAUACAAAUGUAUUUUCUCCAAUAUAAAGAGAACUUUUAAAUAGUCCAAACUGGCCUAUAUAUUUUGAUUUUUAAUAUGAAGGAUGCAGAAUUCAAGAUGAGUGAUUAGUAUAUUGGUUUAUAUUUACUUACUUUUUUCCUAAACAAAUAUUUAGAGGUGCAUUUUUUUCCCAUUUUAACAAGAAGAUUUACAAAAGGGAUUUCUUCAUCACCGUCAUCAUGAUCUUUGAGAGUUUUGACCUGGUUUCUGCCCUGGCUACCAUCGCUGCCUGCAUUGUCUCCAUGGCUCUACUCCUUGCCGUGUCACAGCAGUUGUGGCAACUCCGAUGGACAGCCACCCGGGACAAAAACUGCAAGCUGCCAAUUCCUAAGGGAUCAAUGGGAUUCCCCAUCAUUGGCGAGACAUGUCACUGGUUUUUCCAGGGCUCCAGUUUCCAUUCAUCCCGAAGGGAGAAGUAUGGGAAUGUGUUUAAAACACACCUGUUGGGUCGACCAUUGAUCCGUGUGACAGGAGCCGAGAAUGUGAGGAAGCUCCUAAUGGGAGAGCACAGCCUAGUGAGUGCUGAAUGGCCCCAGAGUACUAGGACCUUGUUGGGCCCCAACAGUCUUGCAAACUCCAUUGGCGAAAUCCACCGAAACAAGAGAAAGGUUUUAGCAAAAGUGUUCAGUCAAGAGGCUCUGGAGUCCUACCUACCUAAGAUUCAACAAGUGAUCCAGGACACCCUGCGUGUGUGGAGCAGCAGUCCUGAUCCUAUCACAGUGUACCAUGAAUCCCAGCGGCUCUCCUUUCAUAUGGCUCUCCGCGUCCUGCUGGGUUUCCGCCUUUCAGAUGAUGAGAUGAAAAGCCUCUUUCAUACCUUCCUGGAUUUUGUGGACAAUAUCUUUUCCUUGCCUCUGGACCUGCCUUUCAGUGGAUAUAGGAAGGGUAUUCAAGCUCGGGAUAUCCUUCAGAAAAGUAUUGAGAAGUCUAUACUGGAAAAACUCCAGUGUAAUCAUGGGAAGGAUUAUGCUGAUGCUUUGGAUGUUCUCAUUGAGAGCAGCAGAGAACAUGGCCAAGAGCUGUGCAUGCAGGAGCUAAAGGAAUUUACCAUUGAGCUUAUCUUUGCUGCCUUUGCAACCACUGCCAGCGCCAGCACAUCUCUGAUCAUGCAACUUUUGAAACACCCCGCAGUCUUGGAGAAACUACGAGAGGAGCUACGCAGUAAUGGGAUUCUACACAAUGGCUGUCUUUGUGAGGGAGCACUCCGUCUUGACAACAUCUUCAGCCUCAAGUACCUGGACUGCGUUAUCAAAGAGGUGCUACGUCUCUACUCACCAGUCUCAGGGGGCUAUCGCACAGCCCUGCAGACCUUUGAGCUUGAUGGUUUUCAGAUUCCUAAAGGCUGGAGUGUGAUGUACAGCAUUAGGGACACCCAUGACACAUCCACUGUUUUUAAGGAUGUUGAUUCAUUUGACCCAGAGCGCUUCAACCAGGAACGAUGUGAGGACAAGGAGGGACGAUUCCAUUACUUACCUUUUGGAGGAGGAGUGCGGACAUGUCUUGGAAAACAGCUGGCCAAGCUCUUCUUACGAGUACUGGCCAUCGAGUUAGCUGGCAGCAGUCGGUUUGAGCUUGCCACCAGGACUUUCUCAAGGGUCAUCACUGUCCCUGUUGUCCACCCUGUGGAUGGCCUCAAGGUCAAGUUUUUUGGACUUGACUCCAACCAGAAUGAGAUUAUGGCAGAGACAGAUGAAAUGCUGGGGGCCACUGUUUGACUCAGGGCAAAAACAGGCCAGGGUGUGGAAGGAGAGGAUUAAGCAGAAGAGGAGGUGGAG
Messenger RNA from Polypterus senegalus (gray bichir), 2377 nucleotides. It is a transcript of the gene cyp26b1, whose product is annotated as cytochrome P450 26B1. Gene Ontology annotation, molecular function: iron ion binding; monooxygenase activity; heme binding. The transcript has 6 exons. The coding region runs from base 782 to 2317 and encodes 511 amino acids. Gene Ontology annotation, biological process: sterol metabolic process. Lineage: Eukaryota; Metazoa; Chordata; Cladistia; Polypteriformes; Polypteridae. The record is from RefSeq and is a predicted model, not a curated record.